AUGUUAGCUGUGGGGGCGAUGGAGGGCCCCCGGCAGAGCGCGUUCCUGCUCAGCAGCCCGCCCUUGGCCGCCCUGCACAGCAUGGCGGAGAUGAAGACCCCGCUCUACCCUGCCGCCUAUCCCCCGCUGCCCACCGGGCCCCCCUCCUCCUCGUCCUCGUCCUCCUCGUCCUCGUCGCCCUCCCCACCUUUGGGCGCAAACAACCCGGGCGGUUUGAAGCCCCCGGCCGCGGGGGGCCUCUCGUCCCUGGGCAGCCCCCCGCAGCAGCUUUCGGCGGCCACCCCGCAUGGCAUCAACGACAUCCUGAGCCGGCCCUCCAUGCCGGUGGCCUCGGGGGCCGCCCUGCCCUCCGCCUCGCCCUCGGGGUCUUCUUCCUCCUCCUCCUCGUCCGCCUCCGCCACCUCGGCCUCUGCGGCCGCCGCCGCUGCUGCCGCUGCCGCCGCCGCCGCCGCCUCGUCGCCCGCCGGGCUGCUGGCCGGCCUGCCCCUGUUCAGCAGCCUGAGCCCUCCGCCACCGCCGCCCGGGCUCUACUUUAGCCCCAGCGCCGCGGCCGUGGCCGCCGUGGGCCGGUACCCCAAGCCCCUGGCCGAGCUGCCCGGUCGGACGCCCAUCUUCUGGCCUGGGGUGAUGCAGAGCCCGCCUUGGAGGGACGCGCGCCUUGCCUGUACCCCCCAUCAAGGAUCCAUUUUGUUGGACAAAGAUGGGAAGAGAAAACACACCAGACCCACAUUCUCCGGCCAGCAGAUCUUCGCCCUGGAGAAGACUUUCGAACAAACGAAGUACUUGGCAGGACCAGAGAGAGCACGCUUGGCCUAUUCUCUGGGGAUGACGGAGAGUCAGGUCAAGGUCUGGUUCCAGAACCGGCGGACCAAGUGGAGAAAGAAGCACGCAGCCGAGAUGGCCACGGCCAAGAAGAAGCAGGACUCGGAGACUGAGCGGCUCAAGGGGACUUCGGAGAACGAGGAGGACGACGACGAUUACAACAAGCCCCUGGACCCGAACUCUGACGACGAGAAAAUCACUCAGCUGCUGAAAAAGCACAAAUCGAGCGGCGGCAGCCUCCUGCUGCACGCGUCGGAGGCCGAGGGCUCGUCCUGA
This is a messenger RNA of Rattus rattus (black rat), 1098 nucleotides long. RefSeq names its product NK6 homeobox 1 (gene Nkx6-1). Lineage: Eukaryota; Metazoa; Chordata; Mammalia; Rodentia; Muridae. Gene Ontology annotation, cellular component: nucleus. Gene Ontology annotation, biological process: regulation of transcription by RNA polymerase II; cell differentiation. The record is from RefSeq and is a predicted model, not a curated record. Gene Ontology annotation, molecular function: RNA polymerase II cis-regulatory region sequence-specific DNA binding; DNA-binding transcription factor activity, RNA polymerase II-specific.